Cyphellophora europaea CBS 101466 is the source of this 1290-nucleotide messenger RNA. RefSeq lists its product as uncharacterized. Lineage: Eukaryota; Fungi; Ascomycota; Eurotiomycetes; Chaetothyriales; Cyphellophoraceae. Gene Ontology annotation, molecular function: zinc ion binding; DNA-binding transcription factor activity, RNA polymerase II-specific. The transcript has a single exon. The coding region runs from base 1 to 1290 and encodes 429 amino acids. The record is from RefSeq and is a predicted model, not a curated record. Gene Ontology annotation, biological process: regulation of DNA-templated transcription.
AUGCCAGCGACAGCCCGUCAGAAGGCCUGCCUCGGCUGCGCGAGUUCCAAGCGCAGAUGUGACAAGGGCCUCCCUGAAUGCCAACGAUGCGUAGACAGAGACGUGGAUUGUGUCUACCCGCAGCACAAGAGACGGCGGAGAGAUGCGCCAUUGACCAAUACACAGCUCGAAAACCGGCUGCCUCUUUCGUCAUAUCCCAAUGCCAGCGCCGCGGACGUUGUGAGUAUUGAUGCAGGCCGUUUGGAAGGGAUGGGGACGGGCAGCAUUGAUUUUCCGUUGUUCGAUGAAACGUAUCUGUUCCCGCAAGCCCUUCCAGUGCCAAUAUCAAACCCUCUCCCUCAGGCCGAUGCAUGGGAACCUCGGCCCUCCAGCAUAUCAAGGCCAUGGUUUCUUCGAGAAGAGUCAUGGACUAUGCAGCACAGCAGUCCAGGUCCAGGAUGCUCCGCCGACAUCGAGUACGAACCUUAUGUUGAGGCGGUUAAGGAAAUGGUUCAUUCCUGGGUGCAGAACGGCCACAACAGCUUUAUUCACCGGCGUCUGUACAGGAACGGGAUGCCUUCAUGUAUACAAGACGCUUUUACGACCCUGGCGGCAUAUGUUAAUCGAACAUCGGCGAUCAAGAACGCAAUCUUGCAAAUUGCGGAAGACCGCGCCAUGGCCUUGACCUGCCAGCUAGCACCUGUUACCAGUGGCACGAAAGGGCUACGGGCUCAUCUGGCGCGCGUCCAAGCUCUUUUUGUCUAUGUAUUCAUACAGUUGUUUGAUGGCUCUGUGCCGUCACGUGCUUCUGCCGAGCGACAAAUUCCCAUACUUCGGCUAUGGGUGACCGAAAUGUUAGACGUUGCAAGACAAUAUCAGGGGGCCGAUCUUACCCUGAAGAUGUUACGACCCCCCUUGGCUGCAAGCGACUUCGAUCGCGAGUAUGAUAUCUCGAUGGCGUCAUGGGAUCUCUGGGUUCUGUCUGAAAGUGUCCGGCGCACACAUAUCAUCAUCGACACAGUGCUCAACACAUACCAGACCAUGACUCAAGGGCAGAGUGAAUGCACCGGAGGCGUUAUGAUCACCGCGCGGUGUGGUUUAUGGGACGCAGAAUCGGCGGCUAUUUGGUCGGAACGCUGCGACAGAGACUCUCCACUUUUGGUGCCAUCCAUGCAGCCUGGCAACUGCAUCUCACAGCACGCAGCUGACGAGAUUGAUGAUUUCGUGAAGAUGUUCUGGACGUUUAUCGUUGGUACAGACAAGAUGAAAAGCUGGGUUGACAAUAGUAGUAGGAAGAAAAUUGCUGGGUGA